CUGAGAGAGCGUGAGCAGGCCACGGUUUCAACCUGUGGUGUUAUGAAGUAUUAUGCGGCUUUCUCUUCACAAAACCGUGCCGUCCAACUCGUCCUUUCCCCGAGGGAAACCGAACAACACAUCUAGUGCAAGUCUUGUCUCAGAGUAACUGUUUCGUGCGGAGUAGACCGACCGCCUGCCUAGUGCCUACUCAGAAGACAGAGGUGUUGGAGACUCCGCUCAGCGCGCGCAAGGGGACAGCGAGCUGCACGCGCCGGGAAGAUCGGAAAGGAGAGGGGAUUUAAAUCUAAAGACCGAUUGAGCGCGCGAGGGAGGGAGAGAGGCUGUUUUGUGUCCUGCUAGGCUGUUAGGGGGAGGAGGGACGGAGAAUGAGCUAUUCUUGUACCAGCAGAGAGGCUGUCUGCAAUAGCCAGGACGCAUCUAGCGCUAAGAAACCAAGUAGCAGUAAUCCGUGCAGUAGCAGCGGCGGAGACACCGGCGGCAGCAACAACGGCAAUAGUUCCCGCGGCAGCCAGGCGAACACGAGCCCGAAACCACCAGCGGCGAUGAAAGUAAAGAAAGGCUGUAACUCCACAGACGUGGGGGUCCCGGUUACCACGGAGGAAGAAUUGCUCAGACACUCAGUAAUUACCCCUGAGGAUGUACUUGGGUUACAGAAGAUCACCGAAAAUUAUUUGUGCGGCCCAGAUGAGAAUGUGUACAACAUUGACUUCACGAGGUUUAAGAUUCGGGACAUGGAGACUGGGACCGUGCUGUUUGAGAUCACCAAGCCCCCAUCCACUGAGAAGUCAGGGGAGAAGAGGGACCUGGACCCCAACGCUGGCCGGUUUGUGCGCUACCAGUUCACCCCCGCCUUCCUGAGGCUGAGGCAGGUUGGAGCCACGGUGGAGUUCACAGUGGGUGACUUGCCCAUCAAUAACUUCCGCAUGAUCGAGAGGCACUACUUCCGUGAGCAGCUGCUCAAGAGCUUCGACUUCGAGUUCGGCUUCUGCAUCCCCAGCAGCAAGAACACCUGUGAGCACAUCUACGAAUUCCCUCCACUCUCUGAGGAGACCAUGCGUGAGAUGAUCCUGCACCCAUAUGAGACACAGUCCGACAGCUUCUACUUCGUGGACAACAAGCUGGUGAUGCACAACAAGGCUGAUUACUCCUACAGCGGGGGCCCCUAGUGGCCUGGGCCCCACAGACAGACAGACGGAUGGACAGAUGGACUGGAGACUAGAGGACCCCCACCCACCUCCGCACCCCCAAGCCUCAUUGCAAAACUGCCCCCCUCCCCCCAAGAUCAGGAAAAAUCCAACCUGUCAGAGGAACCACCCCCCUGCACACCUCCUCCUCCUGCCCGUGUGUGUCAGGGUGGGCGAUGACAUCAGCGUGGUGGCUUUGUAAACCCUACCCCAACAGCACUGCCACUGAUACACUCCAGCUGUCUCACCGGGACCACCUCUCUAUCCCACAGCCACUCUCUCCUUGUUUGUGGUGUUUGGGGGUGGGGCAGUGUGUAGCUCCGCCCUGUUAUGUCUCCAUCCCCCCAAUCUUCUUUCCGAUUUACCCCCAGGCCCUCAAAUUUCUAAUAGGUGGCGACUGGACAUAUUUUUUCCAGGGGUCAUGUCCUACAGGAAGUGCCCUGGACCUUCCCAGAACAGCUUCAGUGUAAAAGCAAUAACAAGAACAUUCCUUGUCCGUAUUUCAGAUGAUAACAGCAUUCGUAUUCAAGUCAAGCUGGUAGUUAUGUCAUAGCAAAUGUGGCAUCCUGUUGCACAAGAAAAGUGGUAAAUGGGGAAAAAAGCACACUAAAAUCACUCUUUAGCAGUUGUUUCUAAUCAUUCCGGGGUAGCAAUGAUCAUGUACCAAGUACUGUAAUUACUCUAGUUCACUUUAAGACCACGUAACUGAUUACUGUUGUACCACUGGUGUGCAUCACAGCUGAUGACAUCAUUGCUAGCUGAACUUGAGUCUCCAGUGGAAGUGGUGCUUUGCGGACAGGUGUCUGCUGAGUCUGCAGCAGAAUGUCUGCUGUAGAGGUGGUGCGUUCCGAUAUGGCUGUGUGUAGCCCGGUCGCGUCAGGUCCUGCGGCGAGCGCUGUCUUUGGGAUCACUCCUGUGCGUCGGCCUCAUCUGGAUCUCAGUCUUACCCCACCCACAGACAGCAGCACACAGACGUUAACAUGCAUUCCAUUUUGCGGUUACCAGGUCGGCAUGCAAUCGGUUACAUCGGCAAAGAGAGGUUUUCUCAAAGCAAGAAGGGGUUAAAUCAAAGAGGUGAAAUUCAAUCGAAUUUAAAUCAAAGUUCACACAGGUGACAGAUAGGUGGCAUGUGCCCCUUCCACACGGGUGCAGACAUACUCAGAACCAUCAGGGCUCUAUGAAGGCAGGUGGAGCCCUUCCUUAAUAGAUCUGUCUGAUCAAAAUACUGCACCUGCAGCUCCCCUGGGACAGGCUGUGCGUGUGUGUGUGUGUGUGUGCAUGUGUGUGUGUGCGCAUGCUUGUUUUCAUGCAGUCUCUGGAGUUUGAUCCAGAGGCAGGGAAUGCAUCAUCCUUCUGCCAAGCUAUGGUCCUGGCACUUAUGACAGUAUGACCACAGUGUCCUCCCAGUUAUCACGGCUAACUGUGCCUGAUCACAGCCACUGGGAUCGAGGAAUCAUUUGUCCUCAUUGAUGGGUCCCGUUGGCUCAAGCUGAUUGGUGCGUGUGAAUCAUUCACAUCUAUGACAUCAGCAUGACUAAACCAACCAGCCCACACCUCAGAGUACAUUUUAAGUAGUCAAGACAGCGGUGUUGUUUUUCCUGUGGAUAUUGUCCAAAGCUUAUCAAAAACACACGCUCUGACUAACAUCUGACCAAAACAACUCCACCAAAUGGAUGUCUGUAAAGAUUCUUGUUCUUGAUUUGGGUUUGUCACGGUAUUUCAAUUUAUGCUCGUCUCCUGUUGCUAGGAGCUGACUGUUCCACGACCCUGUGGUCGUUGCAUGUCCCAGAUUUCACCAAGGCUUGUUUUUAAAAAGGUCAGAAAGGACCAAGACAUGAAUUUAUUCCUCUCUGCCGCAUUACAAAAAGGAAAUGACUUUUUUUGAAAUCUAAACUUCCUUUGGGGGAAAGAAGCCAGUGUUUGAAAAUGUUCCUUGCAGAUAAUUUAAGUCCCAUUUGAAACAAGGCCAUGCGAUCCGUCAGUGUCCCUCUGCCCGGAUCGCUCCCACAGGGAGGCGAGGAAAGAUUCCCCUCAGUGCUUUUGAGAGACAGCAGUGAUUACACACACCGCAGAACAGAGGUUUUAGAGGCGCUGAUAAAAAUACAAAGCAUCCGUUUCCUCACAUGAACCCCCAGGAGGAGACAGCUGUGCUUCCGACAGGAAGUGGAGGGUUAGCAGGAAGUGAGAGAGGGCUUGAGUGCUGACCAAGCUGCCAACGCUAGUGGCCGGUAGGAGAGUGAGGAUCGCAACACCCCAAAGUGUGGAACUGUCAGGCAAUCCAACCACAGCAUUUCGUUGCGGAGAACCAUGUCUGUGAUUUUGUUCAGUGGUUGACAGCGGAUGGUUGCUCUGUCUAUUCUGAGGAUGUCGCUGUUGGAAUUGUCUGUUACGUACAGAGUUGCAAUUCUAGAAUACCUUUUUCCAUAGGGAUGAUGGGGCCACUCCUUGGUGACUACUCCUACACGGAAAGUCAUUUUUGGGAAGAAUGUUGAAUAGACAAUGAGUCUUUUAAUAUACAUCACAUGUCACAUAACAUAACAAAUGGCACAUUCCUACAUACAGCUUUCUGAAUAUGUUACAAAAUAUCCAAUAAAAUGUCUUUUUUUAUGAUAUGUGCAACAAUAUGUGUACAACAGUACAUGUGGAGAGUAUUUGAUAUGACAGUGAUCUGUGACAUUUUUACGUGUUGUAAAAUAAGAUACAUUUCUGGUACGGGCAUGUCUCUUCUGGAAGCAGUAAUAAGCACAUGUAUUAUGUACACAUGUGAAAAUGUGUACAUGGCAAAAAUGCUGUAUAUACGCAGUAGUAAUGUUUCCAAAUGAUCUGCGCUGCAGACCAUAGGGAUACCUACAGAAGAAUUUUAUCAUUAGCUACACUGAUCGGAGAGUUUUAGCUCAAAAUGUUCCCAUAUUGUUGCUUUAACGUUGUUGCAAUUUGACGUCGCUGCAACGUCAGAGCAACGCUGUGAGAAUGUUCUGCCAGGGGUUCACUUCAUUGUUAUUCAGGCCAGUUAAAAAUCCUUCUCUGCACAUUAUUUUAAAAGGGAAAGGGGGGGUGUCAAAAGCAGAAAAAAUUCUGGUCAUAAGCAAAACCUUCUAAAUAUUUCUGCUAUGGUUCGUGCUGUCUUUUUUACUGUUAAAUCAUAGGAGUUUGCACCUUGUUUUACGUUUUUCUAAAUGCUGGUAGAUCUAAACGAUGCUGCUUGUAGAAGUAAUCUAGGACUCUGUUGGUCACAUUCCAGUAAGGGGGCUGCCUGUGGCUGUUGGCGCACUUAGUAUGAAGCAGAUCGCAUUGUUUUUUGAAGGGUGUUUCUAUCCACCUGUUCAUAGUGCUGUGUAUCAGGCAUCGUGUAGAAAACAAAAAAGUACAUUAUUUUUCAUCUUUUUGAAAUGAAGUGGAUGACUUAGUUUCAA
This is a messenger RNA of Megalops cyprinoides (Indo-Pacific tarpon), 4600 nucleotides long. It is a transcript of the gene unc119a2, whose product is annotated as unc-119 homolog b (C. elegans). The record is from RefSeq and is a predicted model, not a curated record. The transcript has 5 exons. Gene Ontology annotation, cellular component: intercellular bridge; spindle midzone; centrosome. Lineage: Eukaryota; Metazoa; Chordata; Actinopteri; Elopiformes; Megalopidae. The coding region runs from base 369 to 1169 and encodes 266 amino acids. Gene Ontology annotation, molecular function: lipid binding. Gene Ontology annotation, biological process: nervous system development; positive regulation of protein tyrosine kinase activity; negative regulation of clathrin-dependent endocytosis.